AUGGCCCCUGCUCGCAUCGACGAACCCAACCUCCAGCGCGAGCCGGCUGUGGCGUCGCGCAGCUUUCGCAGCGACGAGCUGCAUGCGGACGUGUGCGUCUGCGGCGGUGGCCUGUCGGGCACGAUCGCGGCGGUGGCGGCGGCGCGCCACGGCGUGUCUGUGGUCCUGAUCCAGGACCGGCCGGUGCUGGGCGGCAACGCAUCGAGCGAGGUGCGGCUCUGGAUCCUGGGCGCGACGUCGCACAUGUUCAACAACAACCGGUACGCGCGCGAGGGCGGCCUGGUGGACGAGAUUUUGCUGGAGAACCUGUACCGCAACCCCGAGGGCAACCCGCUGAUCCUCGACACGAUCCUGCUCGAGAAGGUGCGCGACGAGCCCAACAUCCGCCUGUUUCUGAACACGGCCGUUAUGGGCUGCACCAAGGGCGACGGCCCGGACGAGCACCGGAUCGCACGAGUGCAGGCCUUCAACGCGCAGACGGCCACGAUGACGCACGUGGCGGCAGCGCAGUUCAUCGACUGCACGGGCGACGGCACGCUGGCGUUUCUGGCGGGCGCGCCGUUCCGGGUGGGCGCGGAGGCGCGCGGCGAGUUUGGCGAGCAGUUUGCGCCGGACGCGGCGUACGGGCACCUGCUGGGGCACUCCAUCUACUUUUACAGCAAGGACGUGGGGCGGCCGGUGCAGUUUGUGGCGCCGUCGUACGCGCUCAAGGACGUCGAGGCGGCGAUCCCGCGCUUCCGCAGCUUCUCGACGGCAGAGAUGGGCUGCAGCCUGUGGUGGAUCGAGCACGGCGGGCGCAUGGACACGGUGCACGACACGGAAGACAUCAAGUGGGAGCUGUGGCGCGUGGUGUACGGCGUGUGGGACUACUUGAAGAACAGCGGGCGCUUCCCCGAGGCCGCGAACCUGACGCUCGAGUGGGUCGGCACGGUGCCGGGCAAGCGCGAGAGCCGGCGGUUCAUGGGGCCGACCAUCCUAACGCAGCAGGACAUUGUCGAGCAGCGCUUCCACAGCGACGCCGUGUCGCACGGCGGCUGGUCGCUGGACCUGCACCCGGCCGACGGCGUGUACUCUGAGAUUGACGGCUGCACGCAGUGGCAUGCAAAGGGCAUCUAUCAGAUCCCCUUCUCGACCAUGGUCUGCGCCGAGGUGCCCAACCUGCUCUACGGCGGCCGCAUCAUCUCGGCGACCCACGUGGCCUUUGCGUCGUCGCGCGUCAUGGCGACCUCUGGCUGCAAUGCCAACGCGCUGGGCGUCGCCGUCGCUCUCUGCAAGCGGCUCGGCCCGGCCGGCCGGCCGCUUGACCCCAUCCAGCUGCUCGCCAAGGACAACAUGGCGACGCUGCAGCGCGACCUGAUGCGGUUCGGCCAGUACCUCCCGGGCUACAAGCUGGAGGACGACGACGACCUCGUGCGGCGCGCGGCGUCUGUGGAGGGCGCCUCCUUUGCGCUGUCGUCGCUGCCCGCGGACGGCCCGCCCAAGGUGCUCGUCCGCAGCCUGGCCCAGAUGCUGCCGCUGGCCGCGGGCGCCGUGCCCGUCUUUACCGUGACCGUCAUGGCCGUGCAGCCGACGUCGCUGACGGUGCAGCUGCGCGGCUCGCAAAAGGCGCACAACUACACGCCCGAGGUGGUGCUGGCCGAGCAGGCGUUUCCGCUCGUGGCCGGCGCCAACACGCUGCGCAUCGACUUUGCGUCGACGGCGUCGACGGUGUCGAACCCGCAGACGCAGUACGUCUUCCUCUGCCUGCUGCAAAACGACAGCGUCGCCGUCGCCACGACCAAGACGCGCGUCUCGGCCCUCAUGACCGUCGAGCACGAGUGCGACCAGGCGCCGCCGCCGGACGUCGGCGUCGACGCCUUUGAGCGCUGGACGCCCGUCCGCCGGCCCAUGGGCCACAACCUGGCCCUGACCAUCUCGCCGCCGCUGGCCGCUUGGGACGUCGCCAACAUCCGCAACGGCGUGCCCCGCCCGACCAAGCGCACCAACUGCUGGGUGCCGCCGCGCCCAGAGGCAGGGACAGGGACAGGGACCCGUCGACUUGUGGUGGCGCGCUGGGCCGCGCCCGUCGCCGUCCGCCGCGUCGUCGUCCACUUUGACACCGACUACGACCACGCCCUCGAGUCGGUCCUGCGCGGCCACCCGGAGCGCGCCAUGCCCUUUUGUGCCAAGGCGUGGCGGCUGCUCGACCUGUCGGUCCCCGACGACGAGCGGGAGCUGUUUGUCGAGGACGGCAACCACCUGUCGCGCCGGGAGGUCGUGCUGGACGCGGCCGUGUCGACGACGGCGCUGGGCGUGGAGAUUCUCGAGCUCAACGGCGACGACAACGUCCUCGGCGGCCUUUUCGAAGUGAGAGCAUAUGCGUAG
Messenger RNA from Sporothrix schenckii 1099-18, 2364 nucleotides. RefSeq names its product fumarate reductase/succinate dehydrogenase flavoprotein domain-containing protein. The transcript has 2 exons. The record is from RefSeq and is a predicted model, not a curated record. Bases 1 to 2364 code for a protein of 787 amino acids. NCBI's taxonomy places the organism in Eukaryota, Fungi, Ascomycota, Sordariomycetes, Ophiostomatales, Ophiostomataceae.